Molecule: messenger RNA, 1473 nt
Organism: Marchantia polymorpha subsp. ruderalis
Lineage: Eukaryota; Viridiplantae; Streptophyta; Marchantiopsida; Marchantiales; Marchantiaceae
Source: the annotation of a GenBank genome assembly
AAUUAUUGACCCCUCCAGAGCUGCCAGCAUUUUGAGAUUGAAAUACCUGAGUCCCAGCCCGGGAGUCAUAGCUUGCAGUGAGAGAAAACCUGUCGCGGAAAAAAAUUGAAUGCUAGAAACUUGUAGUGCUAUAUGUAACGAUAAGGUUGCCAUCGAGUAUGAGAGUGUAACUGGUUUACGGGUGAUUCAGAUCAGCGUGAACUGUAGGAGCCAUCUAGCCUUUGAGAACACAUUUGUAUCUACUGAAGUAAGUUCAUCGUUAGCAAGACAUUCAAAUCUUAGAACGGGACAUAGCAGGCUAUUCCUGUUGUAGAUCUGUGAGCUGAACCACUGUAUUCUUUGUUGACAGAAUCCAUUGUCACUAUUUUAUUCGACGACCUCAGUCAGACCAUACAUUGCUGCAGUGAUCUGAGUUAGAAGCACAAUAUUGUUAACAGCCAUGGAAAGAGCUGAUCCGCAAGUAGAGAAGCUGUUCCCUGAGGAAGCCCUGUCCAUUCCAGCGCCAGUGAGCUCAUCGUUCUGUGUGCCAUAUACGACGCAAUUCAUCAUCUUUAAAAAGAAUUUUGUUUGGACAGAUGGCGUGUACAAAGUGAAGGAUAUCAAGGGCAAUUUGCUCUUCAAGAUAGAUAGAUCUUCGGCCCUUUGCUGUAACCUGGUCGUCUACGAUCACGAUGGAAGUGUCGUCAUGAGUUUGAGAAGGAAGAUCUUUUCGUUCGUGGAUACAUGGAAUGCGUACCGCGGCAAGAAAUCAAGCAAGUCUGAGGAUCGGCUUUUCACGAUGUCAAGGUCCAGUCUCAUUCAGUGGAAACCGCAUUUCACGAUAUGGCUUCCAGGAAAGGGAAACGAUGAAUUUACGCUGAGUAGCGACUUCUUCGGAACGCAUUACAAAAUACGUCACAACGGUGUUAUCAUCGCAGAGGCUGUACAGAAGUGGGUGCUCUGCUUCAAAAAAGAAAUGGCGGUUACAGUGAAACCGGGAGUCGACCAAGCAUUCGUAGCAGCACUUCUCGUCAUCAAGAGACAGAUAGUCCCUCACAAGCAGAUUGAAGUUGAGGUUGGCGGAGAUUGAGUGUAAGCAGAGAUACAGGAAAAGAUACAACAAAUUUCGAAUUGUACGUACGGAUUGUGUCCUCCACUUCCGAAUUGUUCUACCUACGCCGAGGUACAUCGUAUGGUGGUCAAAAAUCCGUAUCAAUAUGAAUGGAUGCAAAAUGGCCGGAAAUGACAAUGUAGAAAGCUCCAGGUUCUUGUUCAAGGCCAUUAACUAUUUCAGCCAGACUGUUGCCAGUGCAUUUCUCUGUGUUACACUACUACUCCUCCAAGCGCAAGAAUAUAGCAAGAUACAGGCCUAUUUCACUAGGAGACAGAUUUUAAUACGCUUCGAUUAGUCUCUUGAACAACUAACCAAAAUGCAAUAACAGCAGAUUCACGAAGUGUGAUUUUUAAGUGCCAUUGCCUGAAUCCCACCAGUGC